GUUGAACACCCAGACAUUAAUUUGACCCUUCAGGCCUUCUUCUCCAUGCAUGCCGGGUUGUAUUAGCUGGGGAGACCAAUGAUCCCACUCCCAAGAGCCGCAGCGAAGGCCACCUCUGAUGCUGCAGCCCCGUUCGUGGGACACAAAUCCUUAUUCUUUUGCCCGUUCAUCUAAGAAAAUCGUACGUUCAGUGCGCCAGUGACUUCUGGUGUUAUUGUUAAUCACUUGACUCGAGUUAAAAUGCAACAAUGGAAUGAAGCCGCUUGAAAAUAAAAGGCCUAGAAACGUGCUGUGUAUUCUUUUAUAGACCCCCUCUUCUAUCAUUAUGACUUCUGAACUUUCAGAUGCCCUGGAGAAGGUGACCCUCCAGGACCAACGUGAAGAGGAAGGCCAAAUCCAGCAGACUGAAGAAGAACAAAACCAACCAAAAGCAAAAGCGCCUCUGGAGCCUUUUCGAUUCUUCGAUCUUCCCUCCGAAAUUCGACUGCGCGUGUACUCAUUUGUUCUUUUCACCAACAAUCGCAACAAGACUUUGCGGACCAACGGCAAUGUUGGUGCCUCGUCGAAAAAUCAACUCGUCGCCCCUCUAUCGCACCGCAUCUCUCUUUUUCUAGCCUCGAGUCGCCUUCAUGACGAAGCUAGCGAUGUAUUCUAUUCCACUCAAAUCAUCCGUCUGUUCCCGGUCCAGGAUUACUCCCGGGUACCAACAGUCAGAGUCUUGCCAGCACGGUACCGACCUUCCAUCACGACCAUCGAGCUGAUUCUAGGCUCGAGCUGGACAGCACCUCCGAAAUCAUGGACAGUGGAUAAUAGUCUCGGGCUGGAGGAUAUGGUUCGGGCGCGCACACUGAAAGUGUUUACCCAAUGUGAUCCGUCGCAACCGUUUUUCGAAGGCUUCCGCAUCUCAAAGGAAUACUAUACCCAUUUUUCAGGCGAUUUAUUGCAGCAGGUUUUGAUCAGAAUGCCAAACCUGGUCCAGGUAGAAUUCGACGGGUUUCCAUCAGUCCGCAAGAGUGGACCGCUGAUGAGCCGGCUGUUAGAUGAGGCGAGAAAGGCUAACAAGAAAAUCCUCUGGGGCCCCGAGCGAGGGUGGUCGGAUUUGGAUGAUGACGAGGAGCGCGCCUAUAACUUCGAGGGAUUUAGACUGGUGCAUGAGCGGAAACAGAAGAACGCCUCACAUCGGAUGAUUACGCCGCUCAAUACAUGAGCUAUCCAAUGACUUGGCCCUUUUCACUAAUUUUACUAUGCCUCUGAAGGCUAAGAUAUCUCAAAUCAGCGCACACGCUGACUGGUGUACUAUAGUAUCCUCCGAUGCAUGUCACUGCUUGUAUAACUGAGUUGAAGCAGCAAAAAAUUAAAAUUCAUAUCCUUUCAAUACUUGAAUCAUAUUACUGAGUAGGA
Molecule: messenger RNA, 1401 nt
Organism: Aspergillus wentii DTO 134E9
Lineage: Eukaryota; Fungi; Ascomycota; Eurotiomycetes; Eurotiales; Aspergillaceae
Exons: 1
Coding region: 326-1207 (293 amino acids)
Source: RefSeq, a predicted model, not a curated record